UGCGAUUUUUACACACCAUUCGCCGCCGUCUCGCCGAUCGGCGGUUGUCGCUGUCGUCUCCGCAUUAGUCCGCUGCUGCAGCCCGUGCAUAUUAUAAUACAUCAUAUUAUUAUCAAUUGUUAUUUCUUUCGUGGGACGCGAGCUGCUCGAACUCAAGUCCCGACUACACGUACACCACCCCUCCGCCGUCGUACGCCUCCGUCAGAGCAACCCCUUAAAACGAACCGCACGCCGAGUGACUUCCGAUAUUAUAUCACUAUUGUCAUACGAGUAUAUAUGGUAUGUAUAUUAUUAUACAGGCCCGUCGUAUACUUACGAGUUAGAUUGCUGCACGUUGGUCUACAUUAUAAUAUAUAGGUAUAUUCGCCCGUAGUGAAAACUUACAUUCGCUGCCGUCGUUUGACCGUAUAACUGCAGUCACGUGCCUCACCGUCAUACCUAGUGCAUUCCGAUCCGUGCUUCGAGUCGAAUUUCAAACCAUUUCAUCGACAUGACGUCGACGAGAACGCGUAACAACGACACUUCCUAAUCGGUGGCGUAUAUAUAUAUAUAUAUAUAUACCUACCACAGUCGUCGUGUUCAUUUCGAUAUAAAUUUAUGCCAGAGAUCGUCAGUUGUGUGACGGAAAAUAUCGAAAUGGCCAGCACGUCCAGCCCGAUAUCGGACUUCUUUCGCGGUCGUCAUGUACUCAUCACUGGUGGCACAGGGUUCAUGGGCAAGGUGUUGGUGGAAAAGUUGCUGCACUCGUGUCCGAACAUUGCAUGUAUAUACCUAUUAAUCAGGCCCAAACAAGGCCACGACAUCAAGUCUAGGCUGGAUCAGCUACUCAACGCUGCGAUAUUUGAUUGGGUGAGAAAAAAUCAACCCGAAUCCCUAAAAAAAUUAGUGCCGAUUAAUGGUGAUGUCACUAAAUACGAACUCGGCAUCAGUUCAUUGGAUCAAAAUACGUUAAUUAAUAACGUAUCUAUUGUGUUCCACUCGGCAGCCACCGUUAAGUUCGACGAAGCGCUUAAACUUUCAGUUGCCAUGAAUUUGUUAGGUACUAAACGAUUGGUUGAGCUGAGCUAUCGUAUGACAAAAUUAGAGGCCUUUGUACACGUUUCCACUGCAUAUUGUAAUUGCAACCGACAAGAUGUUGAAGAACAUUUAUAUCCCAUUCCUGCAGACCCUGAAAAAAUUAUUCAAUGUGUUGACUGUCUCGAUGAAAAUCUUCUGGAAUCUAUUACACCAAAGAUUAUCAAAGGAUGGCCAAAUACAUACACGUUCACAAAAGCAUUAGCGGAAAAGAUGUUGUUACAACUAGGCGACGGAUUACCCAUAGUAAUCGUUAGACCUUCAAUAGUUACGGCAUCGUGGAGAGAACCUAUAUUAGGAUGGGUAGACAAUUUAAAUGGACCAACGGGUCUGCUAGCUGGCGCCGGUAAAGGGGUUCUGAGGACACUGCUGUGUCAUAAGGACUUGAUUGCUGACUUGGUCCCAGUAGAUAUAUGUAUCAACUUAUUAAUAUCGGCUGCUUGGUACACGGCCACAAAUAGGCCAAAGGGCAUAGAGAUUUAUCAUUGUACGUCUGGCACAACGAAUCCAAUUUACUGGAAAGACAUCGAACGGUUAGGCCACGAAUUUAUAUUAGAGAAUCCAUUUAGUGACAUUUUAUGGUACCCGGGUGGCAGUUUCAAAAGCAACAGACUCGUCAACUAUUUGUGUGUAACUGCUUUUCAAAUGGCACCUGCCUACAUCAUCGACGGGCUCGCAAAAAUUACUGGAAGGCAGCCAAGGUUAAUUCGAAUUCAUAAACGGCUACAGAAAGCGGUGUCGUGUCUAGAGUUCUUCACCACGCAUGAAUGGAACUUCAAGAACACAAACGUACAGAGGCUUUUCACCGAACUUGAUCCCAAUGACCAAAAGACGUUUUACUUUGAUGUAUCGCAACUGAAGUGGCGAAGCUAUAUCGAGUCGUACAUAUGGGGAACCAGGCAGUUUGUGCUUAAAGACCACCCAAGUACAGUCCCUAACGCCAAAUCGCGAUUAAGACGAAUGUACUAUCUACACCGGACUAGCCAAAUGGUGUUUGUCGUGCUGGCAAUCAGAUAUAUAUUACUAGGCAACAAGUCUAUCAGGCGGUUUUGGUACUCGGCUCUGUGUUUCCUAAUAAAAUGUAUCAGUAACGCUGCUUCUUCUCUGCGUCUGCUGUAAGCCGCAGACUGGCAUUCAAUAGAAUAAUAUUAAACUUUUACUUACAUUUUAUACGCAGUGGUGUCCGCAUACGACAGCGUAAUGAUCGUAUAUUAUAAUGUAUCUUAACAUGCAUUAUACAUUUCUAUAUUAAAAUAUUACAUUAUUUAGAUAUAUUGUUAGACAAUUGCGUAUUGCUCGACGAACUUAAUUCAAUCUAUGGUAUAGGUUGUUAUUGUAAUAUAUCAUCAUGUAUAUCAACCGGACAUUAAUAUGUCAUACUGAUUUGUCUUAUUUCAAUAAAGAUCUUCCCUAUUUCGUUAUACUAUAACAUAAGAUAAUAAUCGGUUACAUUUUUAUUUAUUAUUUUUUCCACGUCCGUUACAAGUCAUAAUAUAAUAUUACCUAUAUCCAUAUAAUAAGUUCACUGAUGCAUUAUGUAUGUUUUUUUUAAAAUUAUUAUUAUUAUUAUUAAUAUUCUUAUACUAUAUACUUUUACACCUUAUGGCUUCUGCCAGUUUAAGGCCGUUUUAAAUCUAAAAAUGUCUUACUUGCAUUACAAUACUUAGAUGUAAUGUAUAUUGAAAUACAUCAUAAUCAUAUAUGUAACUGUGUGUCAUGCUUAAUCUUCUGUUAUAGAAAUAAAAAACAAACACUGUACCUAUGUAAUAUAUCAAAAAGAUUAUGAUCGUUGAUCAGUAGUUUGAAACUAAUUUCAGCGAUUCGUGUGGUGAGGCUAGAAAUGAAAAAGCCGUUUAAUAACAUAUUAUAGGUAUAUCAUGAUAAUUAUUAUUUUUCCAUUGAUUUAAUAUUGUUAAUUACGUUAAAUAUAGCUGUUAUUAUUGAUAGUACGUGGUAUAAUGUAAUACAAUUUUAUAUUUGUGCUUUUAAUUGCAUUGCGAUAAUAUUAGUUUAUAUUCUUUUAU
This is a messenger RNA of Melanaphis sacchari, 3098 nucleotides long. RefSeq names its product putative fatty acyl-CoA reductase CG5065. The coding region runs from base 598 to 2193 and encodes 531 amino acids. The transcript has 9 exons. Gene Ontology annotation, cellular component: peroxisome. Gene Ontology annotation, molecular function: alcohol-forming very long-chain fatty acyl-CoA reductase (NADP+) activity. The record is from RefSeq and is a predicted model, not a curated record. Gene Ontology annotation, biological process: long-chain fatty-acyl-CoA metabolic process. Lineage: Eukaryota; Metazoa; Arthropoda; Insecta; Hemiptera; Aphididae.